AUGAAUAAACUGUACUUCAAUUAUUCAACAUUUCUAAUAAUUUUAUCCCUGUUAUUAUUAAUCAAUGCCGAUGAUAAUAAUCAUGACGGUAUGUCAAUGGAUAUGGAUGAUUCUUCAUCUUCAAGACCAGAAUUCCAUCCUAUAAAUCCUGGUUCGAAAACUUUCCAUUGGUUAUUAAGUUUAUUUAUAUUGUUAAUUUUACCAUCAAUUAGUACUUCAUUGGCAAUUGCUAAUAAACUACAUUGGUCAUUAUUUUUACAAUAUAUUUCAACUUGUUAUAGUAUAUUUGAAUCGAUAUUUUUAGAUUUCCCAGAUAAUAUUAAUAAUCAUGAAAAUAAAACAUCAAAGGGGACAAGUUGGUUUUUAUCAAUAUUAUUAGGUUUAACAAUUUUUAUUGGUACAUUUAUUAAUGGUAGUAAUUUAAUUAUUAAUAAAUUUUAUCCUAAUUUAACUAGGUUUACUGUUAAUUAUGAAUAUGGAUUUAGUUAUAAACUUUAUAAAAUUUUAUCAUUUUUAACAGUAUUAACAGGAUGGGUUAGAGUUUGUAUGGCACCAAUUGCAUUAUUUGGAUUUUGUUAUGAUAAACAUACUGGUCAAUGUAUUGCUCAUGGUAUAAUGGGUUCAGCAUUUAUAUUAUAUUCAUUUAUUUUAUCAUUAGUAUUAGUUGUACCUUGGAUUAGAAAACAUCAGUUAAUGACCACACCUAAUGGUGGCAGUGGUGGUAACACUGGAUUGUCACAAGAAUUUUAUGAUUCUACCGUUAUGAUGGUUUGGGGGAUUGUUAAUACUUUUACUGAGCAUCGUUGGGGUCGUGAAAAUUGGAGUAUGGGAGAUUAUCAACAUACUGCCAUGGGGAUAAUUUGGUGGAGUGGAGGAUUAUUAGGAAUGUAUUUAUCUCGGAAAAAUCAUCAUCGAUCAUUUAUCCCAGCUUUAUUAUUAAUUUUCACUGGUUAUUCAAUGUCUCAACAUAGUCAACAUUUAAUGAUAUCAACUAAAGUUCAUUCAGUUUUUGGUAUUGCUUUAAUGGGAGCUGGUAUAACAAGAAUUAUUGAAAUACUGUUUUUAUUAAAAGAUAAAUCUUGUCAUCCACUGGGUCAAAUUUUAUCAUUUCAAUAUUUCCCUCCAUUUUGUUUAACUUUAGCUGGGAUUUUAUUUAUGGGAGCAACUGAAGAACAAUUACAAUUGGUUCAUGAUUUAGGUUCAGAUCAUUCAGCUUAUAUUUUGGUGGUUUCUGCGGCUGCUUUUAUGAUUUUCCUUUGGAUUCAACUUUUAAUAAUGUUUUAUUUACGAUUAGUAGGGUAUAAUGAAGAUGGAGAGUUGGGACUACAGGGACAGGGUCAAGGUCAUCAUCAAUAUCAAAGUGUAGAUGUUGAAGAAUUUGAGUUGGGUGAUAUUAGUGAUGAUUAUGAGGAAGAAGGCAGUGGCAGUACCAAUAAUCAUCAUGAAUUGGAUACUCCUUCAUUGUCUGAUGAUAGAAAUAAAGAUUAG
Candida dubliniensis CD36 is the source of this 1488-nucleotide messenger RNA. RefSeq lists its product as uncharacterized. Lineage: Eukaryota; Fungi; Ascomycota; Pichiomycetes; Serinales; Debaryomycetaceae. The record is from RefSeq and is a predicted model, not a curated record. The transcript has a single exon. Bases 1 to 1488 code for a protein of 495 amino acids.